This is a messenger RNA of Anguilla anguilla (European eel), 4520 nucleotides long. RefSeq names its product DAZ interacting zinc finger protein 1 (gene dzip1). The transcript has 19 exons. Lineage: Eukaryota; Metazoa; Chordata; Actinopteri; Anguilliformes; Anguillidae. Bases 393 to 2990 code for a protein of 865 amino acids. The record is from RefSeq and is a predicted model, not a curated record. Gene Ontology annotation, biological process: cilium assembly. Gene Ontology annotation, cellular component: ciliary basal body; cytoplasm.
UUCCGUUACUCCGUGACAGAGCUAGCGAAGUAAAUAUUAGCAAGAUAGCCAACUAGUUGACCGUAGAAAGUCUGCAUAAUAUUAACCCCGCCACUACCUGCGAGCAGUUUGCUUUGUACCCAUUUUGGUUUAAGACGAGAAACGACCUCACUGUUAAAUGUGAUCGUCGGUAUGUCUUCCUUCUUUGUUCGACUUAAGUGCCUGUCCCAACAUGACUGGGCUGUGUUUGAGAAGGAAAGUCCCCGACCGUGCUGAUUUCUGAAGUGGGACGCAAAUUGGUUUCCAUGGAGACUGUGAGGACGCAUUGAUUGGUGUUGUCGCGCAGAACUGAAGGGGGAGGCACCGGAGGACGUAUCGCUCUCUCCGGCGUCAGAGACGGCGAUGGUAGAGAGAUGCCAUUUCACAACAGCGUGUAUUACCCCUACCAGUCGGAACCUCCUGGGGGGCAGUCGUCGGCAGGCAUUCCCUCGCUGCUGAACUCCCCCCAGAGCCAGCGUUCCUCCAGCAGCGGGCUGGCCCCCGGGGCGUCGGCCAUGUCGGGGGCGCCCCCCGUGCCCGUCUUCAAGUUCCGGCCGCGGCGCGAGAGCGUGGACUGGCGGCGGAUCAGUGCGGUGGACGUGGACCGCGUGGCCAGCGAGCUGGACUUCCAGACCCUGCAGGAACACGUGAUGGGCGUGACCUUCUGCAGCGUGGAGCACGAGCGCUGCCCCCACUGCCAGAACCCCGUGGACCCCGUGCUCCUCAAGCUCUUCCGCCUGGCCCAGCUUACCGUGGAGUACCUGCUGCACUCCCAGGACUACCUGACCCACAGCCUGCAGGCCGCCGAGGAGAAGCUGCAGGCCGCUGCGCUGGAGAAGGAGCAGCUCCACGCGCAGCUGCAGAAGCAGGUGCAGGACACCAAGGGCCUGAAGGACGAGCUGAAGCAGAGGAAGAAGAUCAUCGUCUCCCAGCAGUCCAUGAUCAACGCCGGCAUGGGCGGCUACCACAAGUGCCAGUGCUGUGACAAGGCCUUCAUGAACAGCUCCUUUCUGCAGAGCCACAUGCAGCGCCGCCACCCUGAGGAGUAUGACAUCAGGCUGAUGUCUGAGAAGCAGAGGAAGGUGCAGGCGGUGAAACUGCAGGAGGAGAUUAACAAGCUGAAGGAGCAGUUAAGUCUGACCAGGUCCCAGCUGGAGGUGCAGCAGCAGGCCCACACGCUGAAGGCAUCUCAGGAGCAGGAGCAGCAGUCCAAGGAGGAGGACAUGCUGAAGCGCCUGGAGAGGUGGAAGGAGGAAGAGAGGGAGCGACAGAGCCGUCAGAUGGAGGAGAUGAGAGAGAUAUUCCUGAAGGAAUCCAAGGAACUCAAGACCGAGUUGCAGCAGUAUAAAUCACAAGUCAAUCUCCUCUCUGAGAUGGAAGAGAGCAGCCGGAAGAUGAGGUCUCUGCAGGAGGAGAAGCUGCAGGCCAGCAGCGAGGAGCGGCACCGCGACGACGUGCGCAAGCUCCAGCUGCUGCUCAAAAAACAGGACGAGAAGUGGGCGUCACGGUUACAGAAGUCCCAGGAAGAGCACGAGAGAGAAAGGAGCAAGCUCCAGGGGGACCUGCGCCGGCUGCGGGGCGUGACGGAGGAGCAGGAGGCCAGCAGGAGGCGCCUGGAGGAGAUGAGCUGGAAGCUGCAGGAGCAGAGGGAGCUGCUCGCCUCUCAGAGGGAGCAGAUGAGUCAGUUCACCUCGAAUCUACCGGUCCGUGUGGCUGAGCCUACAGUCAUUGUUACAGCUCCAGAGCCUAAACCAAAGCCACCAGUCACUGUCCAAAUAGAGCAGCCUAAGUCAGUGGGUAAGCUGGACCCUAUUACGGAGCUGUCAGAGGAGGAGAAAGACUCCUCCAGCAUUUCGGAAAAGAAGACGGCGGUGAAGAAGCAGCCCCCUAUCAGCGCCUUAAAGAAGAACCCCAAUCUGAAGAGGGAACUGCGCUCGGCCCUGGAGCAGACUCUCACGGAGAAGCUGGAGUCUCUCGGCGUCAAGGAGGGAGUGAGCAGGCUCACUAAGGACGAGCACGUCGCCGUGCUGGCCAAGCUGCGCUCCGAGAGGGAGAGGAGGGCCAAGAUGUUUCCGGAGUACCGGAGCCUUCGGGAGGACCUGUCCCACAGCCUGACGCUUAGGGCCAGAGAGAGGGACAGGGAGAGCAGCAGCGCCCCAGAGCAGCCUGGCCCACCCAGACGCUCCCCAGACGAAGGGGCUCAGGUGAGGAGCAGGUCCAGCAGUCUCCCCUCCCGGGUUACGCAGGUGGUGUCCAAACCGGGCCCCUCCUGGCCCCAACAGCCCCCUCAGCAGCCCCCCCAGCCCGCCCCCAGGAGCAAGAACAGCACCCUGCCCAAGAGCUCCACCCCCAGAACUGCAGAAGUCAGCUCGGACGAGGAGUCUGAGGAGGAGGAGGGGCCCUCACUGAGGCGGGGGGGGCCCCAGGGCCACAGUGCGGAAGCAAAGGACGCAGCCCAGAGCGUCAUGGCGACCGCGGCGUCGGCGGAGAGCGACAGCGAGUGGUCGGAGGGCAGUGUCAUGGAGGAGAUCGACCUGCGGCAGCUGCAGCGCUACGGAGGGCAGAACGGCAUCAUGGGAAAAGCCUCCCAAGGUAACCUAGUGAAGGACCUGAGCCGCAGUCUGGAGAGGCAGCUGCAGGACCGGAGCCAGCGGCGGCCGGCCGGGGGCGUAGGCCUGCUGCCAGGCAACAAGGAGGCGGCAGUGAGGGAGGCGGUGCAGGAGCUGAAGUACACAGAAAUAGACGAGGAUGACGAUGAUGACUGGGAUAUCUCCUCUCUGGAGGACAAGCCGUCGCUGCCCAAACAGGACAGUGUGGUCAUGGUCAAAAAGAGCCUGGAUUCGUCCAACACCAGCGUCUGGGGCACUUCCACAGGGAAAGGACAGGAAGGAGGUCUACAGAAAGGAGGCACCAGCAGCACUCUGAAGAGCAGUCUGGUGACGGUCAGUGACUGGAGCGAUGAUGACAUAUAACACACACACACACACACACACAGCAUAUAAACAGCAUAUCAACAGCACAUCAACAGACUGUCUGUAGGAUUACUGUGUCCUUGUACCAAUGACAAACGUUACCAAUAAAGCAGAACACUGUCAGCAAGUGUGGAGGCUAAUGUACUGUACAUUUAAUCUUUGUGCCUAUUCUAGUGCCCACUGCCAGUGGUGCUGUAGUGGGAGGGGAGCUUAUAUUAUCACCCCUGCCCGUCUGUCUGGCCAUUUAAAUCAGGACACCUGAAAUAGCACUAAUGGAUUUGGUUGUGGGACAGGGUGUAGAAGUUAAGGGCAGAUAUGACCAGCAUUCCGGCCUGCCGAGACCCUACUGCCUUAUGGUGGUUCACGUGUUGAAGAUUUUAUCACAGCAAUAAUGGAAGGUUCUAGAUGCCUUGUUUUUGUAAACUGGCUCCCAGUGAAGGCGAGAGAAAAUGACGGCACCAAGUCUUCUAAUGGUUUGGGUUUUAAUCAGACCCAUUUUGGGACCUCAUGCGCUCCUUUAGAGUCCCACUUCCUUUGACACUGCUGCCUCCGAUGACUGAAGACAUCCUCUUGCUUAACUCUGUAAGCAAAUAUGUCCAGUGUACAGUUUCAUAUGUAGUGUAUUUUCAUGAGUUUGCUCAAAAUUCACGGAGUAAUUGUGGACUGAGGAAGAAGCAGUAGUAUCAGUGGUUUGGGUUGGACAGUAAUCUCAGUAAUUUUGUCUUCAGCGCUGAUGUUAUUGGCUGGGUUGAUGCGCUACACACUAGCUAGCAAUAAAUAGCCUCUCAGUCCAGGAGCUAAAACCAGGUUUUAUUCAACCAGGAGUGAAGGGAUUGUGCUCUGACUGCAUUAGCCAAGCUCAUUCAAGAUCUGUUCAUUUCGUCUUUGCUGUGUCCUUAUUCUGUCCUUAUUCUGUCUUCUGUUAUGAAUUUGUUGACGUUGAUGUAAAUGAAUGAAUGCCCAUAACUUAAACAUUAACACAAGCGCAUAACCGAUAUGAAAGUGUAUUCUCAACUCUAGUAUGUACAUGUGUACUUGGAAACUGAGCGUACUUUGUGGAUUAGUAAUACCGCUCACUCAAGCAGUGUGGAUUUGCGCUAGCUUGUGUUUGUGUUAUUAUAGCGCCCAAUAUUUUUUGAGGUUUUAAAACUACCUCACACAUUUUAGUAUCAUGUACACAAUAUGAUUAACCAUUGGAGACUCAACAAAUGUACUUUUCAUAUUUCUGUGUGGUAGUCUUUAGUGAGUGUGAGUGUAGCAGUCACAAAAACGCAUAAUUGAGGUAAUAAUGGUAUGUUGCUUACAUAUGAUCCUUAUAUGUGAUGUUUUUCAUGCAAUACAGGAUGUGUUAUGUUGACUUGUGUGCCAGAAAGUGUACUUUAAAAGUAUUCUGUCAUAUAUUUGUACUUUUAAUUUUAUAAAGCAGUUUACAAAGCCAUGAAGCAUUUUAUAUGUAUAUAAACAAGCAUUUAUUCAUAUGUACAGGUAGAUGAAUAUUUACACAAUAAAAAUAUUUUCCAAGAAACCAAA